UUCCCAAUGUCAUCAUAGCAUUUCCUGUUGAACAUUCAUUUUAAGUUCAUGAGACAUUUGGGCACGGUGCUAAGUUAUUGAUCGUUGAUCUGUUGAUCUGACGUCUAUCAUGUCGAGUCGCGCUCUGCGUAGGCUGAAGGGCGAGCAGCGAGCUCAGGCCGCUUUAAACACGCUAAAACUAACUGGUGAAGAUGAAGAGGAGCAGACGAAGGGUGACACAACUGCCCAUAAGCAGAAGAACAUCAGCAACAUAUUUGAGCUGAUUGGUGAGGCUGAUGUGGAUGUAAGUGUGUCAGAUGAGGAGACAGCAGAGAGAAUCAGUGACAUAAAACCAGGAGCAGCUUCACUAGAGAAAGAUGCCGUGAAGGAUGAGAAGUCAAACAAAAAAAAGAAAAAAAAGAAGAAAAAGGCUCUUGCUGAGAAUGGAAGGGAUAAUGCAGUCCCAACGAAAAAGGGUCACAAUCGUGUGUUGGAACCGCAGGCGGAUGAUUUGAGUGUGGGAGAUGAUAUUGAUGCUUUCUUGGAGACCCUGGAGAAGAAAAAAAGCAUAUCAUACCAGAGCUUAGACAACAGUGCCUCUGAAAACAGACCUGUACUGUACGUGGAACACAGGAAUCUGAAUCCAGAGACGGAGUUGAAGAGGUAUUUUGGCGUUCGGGCUGUUCUGGGAGACCAGAGAUCAAAACAGAGACCGAGGCAGUUUCAUCGGUGCACUUGGAUGACUGUUUUCAAAGACACAUGGCCCCGUUUCAGUCGACCAGGUAUUUCCAUGAGUCUAGUGGAAUCUAAAAACGGCAUUCAGCACUUCACCUUUGAACAUAAUCGUGACUAUCAGCAAGUCCAGUUCAAGUUUUUUGAUGCGGUUGAGUCAAUGGACCCCAAUAACUUUGUGGUUCUCCUGCAACUUAACCCAUAUCACAUUGAUUCACUUUUGCAGCUGUCAGAUGUAUGUCGCAUACAAGAAGAUCAAGAGACCGCCAGAGAUCUCAUCGAAAGGGCUUUAUAUAGUUUUGAGUGUGCAUUCCACCCUGUGUUCAGCCUGACGUCAGGCACGUGUCGACUGGACUACUGUAGACCAGAAAACAGGGCCUUUUAUUUAGUUUUGUUCAAGCAUAUGACAUUUCUGGAGAAGAGAGGUUGUCCACGUACAGCUUUGGAGUACUGCAAACUGAUUCUGAGUCUGGAUCCAGAUAAUGACCCUCUCUGCAUGCUGCUGAUCUUUGACUUCCUGUGCCUGCGCUGUCGCGAGUACACCACCCUCAUCCGACUCUUUGAAGAAUGGGAGGUCCAUCGAAAUCUGUCCCAGCUGCCAAACUUUUCCUUUUCUGUGGCUCUUUCCUACUAUCAUCUGAGCCAACGGGAAGACAUUUCACCUGUGGAGAACCAUCAGCUGAAGCAGAAAUCCAAUGUACUAUUGCAAAAUGCUCUCAUCAUGUUUCCUGGUGCACUGAUGCCCCUUUUGGACUUAUGUACAGUUCAACCUGAUGCUUUGGUGUCUUCUCAUGUAUUCUUUGGGCCAUCAAGUCAAAUUGGCCAGCCUCCUGCACUCUCAGAGUUAGUGGCUCUAUAUGUGGGUCGCUCUCACAGCCUGUGGAAAGAAGCUGGACUGAUGCUAUGGUUGGAGGAGAAUGUCAGAAAAGUGCUAAAGAGGGUUGACUCACACGAUCCUUAUUUGGAGGACUGCCAAAACAAGAGGAAGCAGCGAUACCAGAGUGCUCCCAGGAACAUCCAUAGACAUGUGCUGAUGUCUGAGAUCAAGGAGGCAACAGCUACCCUUCCCUUAGAAGUGACCACACAGCCAGGAAUGGGUUUUGACCCUCUCCCUCCUCUGGACUCCAUUGUCUCUUACAUCAGACCAGAAAGGCAGAACAUGGGGGCCUCAAAUGAAGGGACAUUAUCUUUGUUUUUCCGAUCACUGCUACCAAACUUCAACCUCCAGGUGAGUGGAUGCAUCACUGUAUGUCCAAGCACACAAUUUACUUCAGUUUAAAAAUAUUUGGUGAGAGAAUUCAAAUGGUUCUCAUGAUCACAUAAAAUAAAAAAAAUGUGUGUAAAAUGUAAAUGAGCCCAAUUGUAGUUUAAUAUUCAUUCCAAAGUGUGUUGAAUAGAAUACUCUUCUUGGGUGGAAAAACAGAGAAAAAUUAUUCAGAAGAGUUAAUGGAUAGCGUAUGUUUUACUCAUUUGAUAUCCUAUCUGAAAAUAGAAUGAGAACUGGAAAGAUGGCUUAUUUAAAAAAAAAAAAAAAAAAAAAAAAAAGGUUUUGGCUCUACAAAUCAGUUUAUUGCUUCGAUAUUUCGUUCAUUCAUGUGGGCACCACUGAAAUGUCAGUUUUUAUCUGAUUGGUCAAACCGGCAGAAUAAGAGUUGUUACAGAACACUGCAAAUUCCUAUAUUAAUAAACUAUUGUCGUGAUGCAAACUGUCACUCACUGUAAAUUACAUCUGAUGUUUUACUUAUUAUUUCUGUAUCUAAGAAAAUUGCAUCUGUUUUUCCAUGUCCCACUAAUAAUGAAAAUAUUUUUAUAAAAGUCAAAUGUUUAAUGAAGUUAAUGAAUGUAAAAACUAAUAAUAAACAUUGUCAUGAUAGCUUGUUGUCCAUAAAAGGUCACAUUCGUCUUUUAAAUGUCAUGAAUUGGGAAAUAAUAAUUUCCUUGAUCACUUGACAUAUAAGAGGUCAAAAGGUAAUAUAAAGGCACUGUAAAAACGCACCCUAAGUUAACACUCUUUUUAGUCCAAAACAUCUUAUAUUUAAGUCAAGCUGCCAGAACGACUCGUUUUGGAGAUUCUCACAUUAUAACGUCAUAGUGCAGCAAAAGACUGCCUCUGCAAAAGAUCAAUGCCAAUGUGUCGACUAUAUUGGAUCAACCAAGCUUUUAUCAUGUGUGAAUAAAUGUUACUUUUUCUGGUACAGCUAGUUUGAAAUGUGCUAUUUGUUUUAAAUGUUUUAAUCUACAUGAAAAGCAUAAAAUUUAUUUUGUCAACAAUAUCUGUAGUGUAACAAUCCCAAAAGAACAAGGCCCUUUUACUGGACAAACUCAUUUAUAUGGGCAUCAAUAGCCAAGAAGACACUCCACACAAGAGUUUAAUAAAAAUAUACAAUUUAUAAAAUCAUAUCCAUAAUAAAAUCCCAAGAGAGAGAGCAGCAGGUUAAAGUAAACAUGACAUACUCAUUUACUCAUGCUGAUGGCUUUUUAAUUUAUUUUUAUUUAUUUAUUUUUAGAAUAAUUGUAAUCCAUAUUUUUGAAGCAAAACAAAUAACUUUUUAACUGCAAGCAGAUGUAGGCCUAUAUUAUUCAAAAUAUAUUAUCAUUACAGAUAUUUGGAUCGUCCCUUAUUCUGUACCUUAUUUUCUUAAAGAAUAAACAGUUAUUUUAUACAAGAAUAAACAUUAUAAAUAAAGAAUAAAAUAAAUAAUCUCAAUUAGCCCUUAUUUUCCAUUUCUGAAGUUAACUGGCAACUCUAAUGAUGUAAUUAUCUUCAGACUCCCUGACAGUGGCACCUUGCUCAAAAAAAAAAAAAAAAUUCCCUGUUGUAGGGGAUAUGCGAGACUAUAAUAGAUUUAAAGAAAAACGUGGGUAUAAGUGCAGUGAAUGUUAAAUAGCCUAAAUUAACUUGUAUCUUGUAUAGUAUCUGAAUAACUAGAUUGCAUGUUAGGAUAAAACUUACAAUAUAAUUAGAUUUUUUUCUUUUUUUUUUUUAUGAACAAUUCCUGUAUAAAAUGGGACCGCAUCCUUUAUAUCAAACAUUUUUAAAUCAUCCACAGAUGUGCAACGUGGAGGCAGGUUGAGCGCACGCUGUGAAUGUGAUGCACGAUGUCAUUUUCAGAUGCAAUGGGAAAAACUUUUAUAAAAACAUACACAAAACUUGUAAAUAGUUAACAACAUAGCCUAGAUUAAGCCCAUACUCUGUUCCUAAUUAUAUAAUGUAAUUUCUUUUUUAACCCAUAGUGACACAUUUUAAAGGUGCCAUCUGUAAUAUUUGGCAAAAAAAAUAUUUGGCCGGCGUCUAGAGCGUCAAAAAUCGCUCUUGCCAUUCUGCUCACGAUGCUGCAGAAAGAUUUGUGAGCGCUCAGACACUCUAACGUAGAUCGAAUGCUUAUUUUGUAUUUAAAGCGACUGCAAAGCAAACAAGCUUGUUGAUCUCAUGCAGACUAACCACAGGGAGUUAUAAGUUAACCUCAUUAAAUAUUGUUGGGGACGAAAUAUUAGGAUCCUUUACUUAAAAUGAACAAUCUCAGACACCUAGGUCCACGUAUCACUUAAAAAAAAAUUUUUAUGUCCCUGUACGCAAACAGGGACACAUCAUAGAUUAAUACAAACGCUAAACAGCAAUAAUCAACCUGUCCUCUAUGUGCCAACUCUCAAGCAUUCACCGUGAGACACACGCAAUUGACUCUUUUCACACGCUUUCACGCCACACAUAAAUUUUUUCACGCACAGAAAAACCACGAAGCAAAGAGGACACGGAGACCAACAGACUAGACAGAGCAGGUUAGUUAUGAUAUAAUAAAAUGGGUAACGUUAAGUUAUAGCUAGCUAAUUAUCAAACGCAGCUACAGUUAGCCAUCGCUAACAUUAGCACGUUUAUUGAACAGCCUUCGAUACAUUUCUGUUAUAACUUCCCGAAAACAAAUACACAAACAUAUAAAACAAACUUCUAGCGAACUACUAACAGCUUCUAACUUACCAAUCCAAAAGAUAUGUUGCAAGUUCGGAGUCGAACCUCAUUUCUUUCAGGUGAAUCAGUUGUCUCCAGCGAUUAAAAGCAGUGUAGAUGUUAAUUUGAUUUGUGAUUCAGAGCGCGGUUGUUUCCCUGUAGCGGGUGGCGCUCUCUUCCCUGAACUGAAAUGCUCAAUGAACUUUCAAUGAAAGUACUGGGCUGUACUUUCCACAUGAUUGACAUCAGGUUCAGGCACGCCCAGAAGCCGUGCGAGUUAUUCGUGUAUUGCAGGUUGGCUGGUGGUUAUGUUGCUCGCAUACUGCCUCCCAUGGCCGAAACUGGUAUUACGACACCUGAUGUUUUUAAUGACAUCAUCGCCCUUAUUUCUUCUCAUUCUUUUGAUGCGUGUAGGUCAUGUUAUGGAUAUUUUUACCUCAAUUUUUGCAUAUGGCACCUUUAACUGAUCAAUUGCCUAUUUUCGUUUGCUGCAUGUUUUUUUGUUUUUUGCAAGAGGGGAAAAAAAAAGUUGCAUUUUGUUACAUUCAGAAAUUAUAAAGGCAGGCCUAAUAAUGUUAUAGGCACCAACAUGAUAUUUUUCGUUUCCCUCAUUUUACAACAAAUCCUUUACAUUUAACAAAUGUAUCAGACAUGUAUCAAGACAAUAAUUAAAAAUUUAUAAUAUAAAUAUAAUUGCAGUAUAUAUGAUGCUUAGUUAUAAAAAAAAAUAAUAAUAAUUUAAAGGAAACAUAAGGUAAGGUUGGGCUCUCUCAUUCUAGAGAAAUCCAAAUGUUUCCAUAUUUUUGAUGUUGCCCAUUUGAAAAAAGACUUUGUAGUUCACGCGUGUUUCAGUAUUGACAGAAAAAAAUCAUAAUGAACAAAAAUAAGCCAAAGUGGACCGCUGCUAGCGCCGCAUGGAACAGUGAACGGCUGCACUAUUUCCAAUGAAUGGUGCAUGAAGCACCAGCGCGAUCAAACAGCUGAAACAGAAAAUACUAAAUUUUUGGUCACACAUAAGGCAUAAUUCGAAAAAAAAAUAAUAACAUAAUAAGAAUUAUUUCUAAAUGCUGGACUGUUCUCAUUUCGCUCUGCAUAUGGAACCUGAAGGUUUUUUUUUUUAUUUUUUUAACCUGUUUAAAAAUGUGUUUCACCGAUUUCGGGGAUGGUCAGCUCCAUGCGAUCAGCGGGAGCUCAAUGCUCAUGUAUCAGCCUAGAGCAGUUUCAACUCUGCUAGUCCUUUUGACAUUCGCAGCUGGCUCUGAUGUCUCUUUAGUGGUUACACAUUAAAUAUAAUAAUUUUGGAGUAAAUCUAACAGGUAAUCUUUGGUUUGUAUUCAAUUUCUCUAUAUGUAAGAAUUAUAAUAAAAAGAGGCAGUUGAUAUAUUUCAUUUCAUUGUAAUGGAUGUAUAUAUAUAUAUUUACCUGAACGAAGUAAAUUUCUGUGGCUAUUAUUAUGUUUAGAUGUAAAUGAGAGGAGGCAGUGGUGUUUGAUAUCCUAUUUCAUUUAAUUGUAAAUAUACAGUAGACAUGUACCGGUAUUCGGUAAUGCGAUAUAUCACGUAAUUAAUAUGCAUGAUAUUGUUAUCAUGGGCCCUUCUAAAUACCUUGAAUAAUUAUAUAUUACAAAUGAUUCCAAAUGUGGAAUGCAUUUUAAGAAUACUAUUCCCAUUAACUGGUCAAAAUGCACAACACAGCUGUAUGCUGCUUGAAAGAUGUGUGUGCGCUCUGAUGUAAACAAGCACACAUGAGAAGCACAUGGAGGAAUACGUGAGAGACGCGCUGAAUGAAAAAAAAAAAGCACAUUCACAGAUGGCUCUAAACUGCAGUAAAAGAAGCAGCCUUUACUCUGGAAACCCCAUAAAUAAAGCAGCUGCACUACUUUCUAAAAUGUAUUUAAAUAGCCAUUCAAAUUUGUGGAUUUGCUAUUGUGUUCAUCACAGCGCCAAAUACUUAAAUAUUUAUACUUAAUAGGCUAUUUAUUUUCAACCUUUUUUUUAGGGUUUCUUUAGUUAACAUUAGUCAAUUCAUUAGUCAACAAAAAUUGCCAAUGAAAAAGAUAUUGUAUUUUUCAGGUAUUGCAAUAUUUAAUAACACGUUGUUAACGCUCUGAGGUCUACGGGUAUUUUUGGGGCCUGGCGAGGUUUUGUCAUGCCCAGUCAUUUGUGCUUUUUUUCAGUUGCUUAUAAACAUCUAAAUGGCUAAAGUCUAACAUCACUGUAAUCAGCACAAACUGGGCCAUAAUAAUAUUUGAGCAGCAUGUAUGUACAUGACUGUGUUUUUGAGGGAAAAAAAAGUUUAUGCAUGGUUAAUGAAAAACUAAAAAUUGUAAAUCACUUGAAUAAGGCCAUGAAACAAAUACAGAACAUUGGUUACGGGGACUUUUGAGAACUGGAUCUUGUAGCCUAUAAUUUUUCUUUCUAAAUUAUGUGAAAACCAUCGUGUUUACUCACUCACAAUUUUCUAAGACACUUUUUGUUUGUAAAAGUCAUAUGGGAGUAGGCGUCAACUAUCAUGAAUAUCAUUGUGAUUUACACCUGAGAAGACAAAGGCCUGCAUAAUGAGCUGCAUAAUGAGCCUUUCAGUCAGGUUUGUGACUGAGAUGGACGAGUUACAAGAAAGAAUUUGCGGACAAAAUGAAUGUAUAUAUUUUUAUGUGUGUAGUUUAUUUAGAAUAUAUUUUAUUAUUAAUCAAUCAAUCAAUCAAUCAACCUUUAUUUAUACAGCCCUUUACAACACUCAAAGUGAACCAAAGUGCUUUCCAGGAAAUCUAAAAUAAAAAUAAAAACAAUAAAAACAAUAAUGCCACAAAGAAAACACAAAAUGCCACAACAACUGCUAUAAAUUAAAAGCCAGUCUAAAUAAAUGAGUCUUGAGCUUAUCCUUAAAGAGGCCCAAGUCAGUGAUUGUACGUAAAUCAGCAGGUAGCUUGUUCCAGAGGCUUGGCCCAGCUACAGAAAAAGCCUGGUCACCCCAGAGUCUGUACCUUGUCCUUGGGACUUCCAGCAAAAGUUGAUUUGUUGAUCUAAGAGCCCUGUUUGAUUGACGCAAGGUUAACAUCUCAGUUAUGUACGGUGGUGCGAGGCCAUUGAGAGCUUUAAAAACAAACAAUAAAAUCUUAAAAUCAACUCUAAAAGAAUCUGGAAGCCAGUGGAGCGAAGAAAGAAUUGGAAUAAUAUGCUCACGUUUACGUGUGUUAGUUAGAAGACGGGCUGCUGCAUUCUGAACCAGCUGAAGGCGCCUGAGUGAUGACUGUGAGACUCCGACAUAAAGCGCAUUACAGUAAUCUAGUCUUGAACUAAUAAAAGCAUGAAUAGCUUUCUCAAGGUCCGAAAAAUUUAAAAAUGGUUUGACCUUGGCCAAUAGACGUAACUGAAAAAAACUAGCUUUCACCACACUGUCAAUUUGUUUAUCGAAUUUCAGGCUACUAUCAAAAGUGACACCAAGAUUUCUGAUAGUUGGUUUAAGCUUCGAAAUUAGCAUAUUAGGGUCAGAGGUUGCAGAUUCACCAAAUAAAAUAUAUUCAGUUUUAUCCCACAAAAUAAUGUUAUACUUGCUAGUGCAGUUAAACAGUUUAUUAGGAACAAUCAAAGCUGACUUUCAAAGCUGAUUUUUAGCAUCAUUGCUCCAGUCACACAUUGAUUUUCUACAAAAAAAAACCCCAUUAAUUAUUAUUAUUAUUAAUAAUAAUAAUAAUAAUGUGGAAAAGAGCUGAGCAUAUUUUUUAAGGUGUUUUUUUUUUUAUAAAUUGAAAGAACAGCACAUGUGAAUUGUCUUAUUGCUAUCAUCGCGAAACAAACAGUAAAAUAAAAUAAAAAACUUGAAGAACAGACUCGCUGCUUUGUUUUCUGUGUGGGCGUUUACAAGCUGCGAGCUUCACGUGAAACAUUAUAAUCUCAAUAGCACAUUCAGCACGUGGACGUGGUCACAUUAGAUAUAAUGAAGGGAGAUAAAUUUGCAUUUGUAUUGAGAAAUGUGCAAAGACCUACAUCACCAGACUAUUUGCCUAAUCUUCCCGGUACUUUAGACCACGGUGGAAACACAGAAAGCAACAGGUCUGGGGGUAAAAAGUUCCUGGUACAAUUGUUCUGGGUAAUCUCGGUGGAAACAGGACACAGGAGAUUCACACCUUUAUGUCAACCCCCCACAAUGAUGCUAACUACCCCCAAACCCCAACCUCCUCCAGCUGGACUGUAUUCAUUCACACUACUGGUUGCUCAGUGUAAAAUUGACAUGCACUAUCUAAAAGAAAAAAAAUGGUGAAUCAAACGAGCAAGCUGCAGAAUACACAAAUCUUUAUUACUAAUUGUAUAUGUUAUUAUAAAAACAAAAACAAUCCUGAGCCUGUGUAGGGGACUGACUAGCUUCUACCACUGGACGGAUUAACUUGAUAAACAUUGUUUGUUUGCGCACGCAAGACAGACAUGUUCUUCAUUCAUCUCACUUCACAAUAAUUAAAAAUAACAGUGUCACCAUGCAGAUAAUCUCGGUUUAUUAACCCCUUACUAGUAACCCCCCUUUUUUGGCAUGGAGACCGAAAUUACAUACCCAAAAUAAAAAGGUUUCUGCCCAUGAUUCUUUCUGACUAGAUACAUAAUCAACCUUUGUUCACAAAGCUGACACUUUAAAGUUUACUGUUCAGGAAUCAGAAUCACUCAGACUGUUAUGAUAAUAGAGAUAUAUAAGCUCAAACAUAAAAACAAAAAUAAAAAUAUAAAAAACAUAUGUUUUAAAUGCAUUUAAAAAAAUGUUGAUGUAGGAAAUGAGUUUGAAAACACAGUGUAGCUAAGGCCACAAGUCUUCCAAACCUUCAUAAAAAAUUUCAUAAUCGAAUCUGUAAAACGGUGAAUUUUAUGAAAUAUUUUCUAAGGCCAUGUCAUGUGUGUUUUUAGAGAAGGCUAAUCAGAUUGAUUUAUGGCACUUGUCAUCUCUAUAAGAUCUCACAUGUAAACAUUCCGGUGCUCUUUGUGUAUGUUUCACUGUUGAAAGCUGCCCGAUUCAUUAUUGUAUUGUUCUCACCAAACGAGUCUUUCACACCUCCGCCAGGUAUGACACAUUAUCCGCAUUAUUCUUUUAUCAUUAUUCUUUUGUUUUUAUUCCACCUUUAUUAGCCUUGAUUGUGGUUUUUCAGGCUUUACAAAGACACAAAGCAGCGAUCUCACUUCAGUCUCUCUUUGCAUUUAGCCCUUAUUUAUCAAAAGUCUUACUAUAAAAAUACAACAAAACAUUUUCUUACGACCUUACGUGAAUUAUUGAGACAAAAAUGCAUUAUGAAGAAGAAAAGCACCUGCUAUUAGUAGCAUUGGUGCUAACGUUAGCAUCAAGCUACAUCUGACAAUUUAUGAAAUUAUUAGUACACUUUUACUAAAAACUCACUUUAAACCCCGAUCGAGUGUUUAUAAUAACUUCCUUUAGCGAUCAGGGGUGGAAUUUGGUCGUUUACUGUUGUAAAAAUAUGUUAUUUGUAGCCUUUUUCAUCGCUGCACAAGUUAGCAUUUCCGAUGUACAUUUUCGAUUUUUUUUAUAAAAACGCCCCAGAUCUCAAGAAAUUCUCAUACCAAGCUUUACUAUCGUAAUCGCGGGUUUAUUGUUCGGAUAUUUUGUGUGUACAGAGGUGUUUCAGUGUUGUUUUGGCCAGAUAACUACCAGGAAGUGUGCAGGAAGCAUGUGACACGAUGGGGCGGUGUCCAGAUAUUACACUCUCAGAUUGACAUUUGGGAAGGCCCAAUCGGAGUCUGAGACACACAGCACGAGCUGCCGGCACAGCAAACACAUACACAGAUCGCUGGGAGAGGCUGUUUAUCAUCUGAUCGCGUAAAUCCGUGGAAAAUGAAUAGAAAUGACGAUUCUGUCUGAAGAAAUAUGAAGUAAACAUCAGUAAAUAUAUCCAUAUAUCUCCGCAGAUAUGCAUCUUUGAUCUAUAAAUCCUUAUUGACGCUGUUCAGUGAGUCAUGUGAACACAAACCGCUUUUGACGUGACUGAAUAUGAGUGAGUGGUGAAUUUCUAUUCAAAAUGUGGCAUAAUACGGAUUUAUUAUUUUGCACUCCUGACAUAAAUCACUAAAUAUCUGUCACUGCAACAAUGUUUUAUCAAAAUAUUGGUCAAAUAUCGAAGCUAGAGUCUUUAAACUUUCAAUUGA
Molecule: messenger RNA, 10791 nt
Organism: Carassius gibelio (silver crucian carp)
Lineage: Eukaryota; Metazoa; Chordata; Actinopteri; Cypriniformes; Cyprinidae
Gene: tcf25
Product: transcription factor 25 (basic helix-loop-helix)
Exons: 18
Coding region: 110-1990 (626 amino acids)
Cellular component (GO): RQC complex
Molecular function (GO): protein binding
Source: RefSeq, a predicted model, not a curated record